CGCCCGGCAGGUUGCUCGGGUCGCCUGUCUGAAGCCCCGCUGGGGUUUGCUGUUGCCGCUGCUGCUGCUGCGCCGCCGCCCUCGCAGCCUCCUCGCGCCAGGUCCGGUGGCUUCGAUCCGGGGUGCUUCUCCGCCGCUGGUGCCGGGCCUUGCGGAGCGCCCAUGCUGCUGCUGCGGAAGCUGCCGGGCAUGCCGGGCUGGCCGCCGUCGGCGCUGGGUCUGCGGUUGCCGCAGAAGUUCCUCUUCCUGCUCUUCCUCUCGGGCCUGCUCACGCUCUGCUUCGGGGCCCUCUUCCUGCUGCCGGACUCUUCCCGCUUCAAGCGCCUCUUCUUGCCCCGCCGAGGGGGCGCCGGUGACGCGGGAGGGGAGCUGGACGGGCUCCGCAGCCUCACGUCGCCACCGCCACCGCCGCCUGGGGCCGACCCUGGCCGCCGCCAUGCCGCCCCCAGCCCGCCCCAACGCAGCCGCCGCCCCGCCGCCGCUUCGUCGCCUCAGGGACCCCAAACUCCCCCAGCGCAGGCGGCGGCGGCGGUGGUGAUGGAAGCGGCCGCCGCCACUUCCACCCGCCGAGAGCGCCUCAGCCCGCUCCACCGCCAGGGGCCGCCCGGGGAGAAGAAGGCGGCGGGAGCGGGAAGCGGCACCGGCCAGCGCGGCCCCGCUCCGGCGACGAGAGCCCCGCUCCGUUUCGACUACGAGGUCUUCCCGCAGCCUCGCCACCCGGUGCUGGGAAGGAGGAAAGGCGGCACAGAGGACCCCGAGAACCGAGUCCGGCGCCUGAAGCUCAAGGAGAUGAUGAAGUUUGCUUGGGACAACUACAAGCAAUAUGCAAUGGGGAAAAAUGAACUGAGACCUCUCACUAAGAAUGGGCACAUCGGGAACAUGUUUGGAGGUCUCCGGGGAGCAACCGUGGUGGAUGCCUUAGAUACUCUGUAUAUCAUGGAGCUGCAGGAAGAAUUCCAAGAAGCCAAAGAUUGGGUGGAAAAGAACUUUGACUUGAAUGUGAAUGGCGAAGCUUCCUUGUUUGAAGUGAACAUCCGCUAUGUCGGAGGGCUUCUGGCUGCAUAUUACCUAACUGGAGAAGAGGUCUUCAAAAGCAAAGCCCUAGAACUUGGAGAGAAACUUCUGCCAGCCUUUAACACACCUACGGGCAUCCCACGGGGAGUCAUCAACCUGGGCAGUGGGAUGAGCUGGAGCUGGGGAUGGGCGUCCGCAGGAAGCAGCAUUUUAGCAGAAUUUGGCAGCCUCCACUUAGAAUUUGUGCACCUCUCAGAGCUGUCUGGAAAUCCUGUUUAUACUGAAAAGGUGAUGAACAUCCGCAAAGUCCUGAACAGAAUUGAGAAGCCACAGGGGCUUUACCCUAAUUUCCUCAGUCCAGUAACCGGGAACUGGGUGCAGCAUCAUGUUUCCAUCGGCGGCCUUGGGGACAGUUUUUAUGAGUAUCUGAUCAAAUCUUGGCUGAUGUCGGACAAGAAGGAUGCCGAAGCCAAAACCAUGUACGACAAUGCUCUAGAGGCCAUAGAAAAACACCUGGUGAAGAAAUCAGCCGGUGGGCUGACAUACAUUGCAGAGUGGCGAGGUGGCGCCUUGGACCACAAAAUGGGCCAUUUGGCUUGCUUCUCCGGAGGGAUGAUAGCGCUUGGAGCAGAGCAUGCUGGGGAAGAACAGAAACAGCACUACAUGGACCUAGCUGCAGAAAUUACGAACACCUGUCACGAGUCUUACGUCCGCUCAGAAACCAAGCUGGGCCCAGAAGCAUUCCGCUUUGAUUUUGGCACCGAAGCAAUGGCCACCCGACUCAGCGAUCGCUAUUACAUUCUGCGCCCUGAAGUUGUUGAAAGUUACAUGUACAUGUGGAGGCUGACGCACAAUCCCAAGUACAGGCAGUGGGGCUGGGAAGCUGUACAGGCACUUGAGAAAUAUUGCAGAGUAGAAGCUGGUUUCUCCGGGAUCCGCGAUGUUUAUACCACCAACCCGAGUCACGACAACAUGCAGCAGAGCUUUUUCCUAGCAGAGACAUUAAAGUACCUCUAUCUUCUGUUCUGUGAAGAUGAUGUGCUGUCUCUUGAGGACUGGGUGUUCAACACCGAAGCCCACCCAUUGCCUGUGAACCGCACAGACCUUAUCCUGAAGACAAGCGUGCAAUAGGGGCGCUUGCUCCCUCGCGGCUUCUGCAGUGGGAUGUGGAGGGUUACCUGCUUCCCCACCCCUGUUUCUCCUUUCCAGUAAAGGAAUGCGCAUGUUCCCAGAAAGGUAUUUUGGGGGCAUUCGUCCAAUUCAGGACAGUGUUAUAUUGGGGAGCAUAAAAAACUGUGAAACAAGCACCUUUGUGGGGUUUUUUUUCCUCUAUGAGGGAACUUACACUAAACCUGAUAAUGAGGAUGUUGAAUAUGGGCCAUAAUGCACACAAAACCAUGGACGUUCCUUUCUACAGAGAAUUUCUACGGAAUCCACUGACUUUGUUUUCACAUGGCCAAAGGAGUUUGCCAUAAAACAGAUGCUGGUUUGUGCCACUCUUCUUGUCUCCCUCCCACCCCCUUCCACAUGCUCCUUUUUAGAUACCGUUGAUUUUUAUCACCUUUUUAAUUUUCACAUCCCCCCCCCCCCCGCAAAAGAGACUUGCAUCCUAAGUGGAAUCAAUGCCAUCAAAGAUCAGGAAAUGUCUGCAAAAGUCUGAAUCCCAGGCAUCAUUUCUCUCUUCCUUCCUCUCUCUUUCCUGUGCUCUUUAAAAUGUUUACUGAAUAUUGCAUCAUGUGUAAUUCUUUUUUUGCUUUCUAAAGUUUGAAAUUUGUUCUGUCCCCCCCACACUUGGUUUUUGUUUUCAUCUGGAGCUUAAAUAUUACAAGGCACUUGUAAGGAUUUCAUUUCUGUAAUACUCAGAGAUGUGGAAUAGAAUAAAAAUUCCUGUCCGAUAA
This is a messenger RNA of Lacerta agilis (Sand lizard), 2912 nucleotides long. It is a transcript of the gene MAN1C1, whose product is annotated as mannosidase alpha class 1C member 1. NCBI's taxonomy places the organism in Eukaryota, Metazoa, Chordata, Lepidosauria, Squamata, Lacertidae. The record is from RefSeq and is a predicted model, not a curated record. Gene Ontology annotation, molecular function: mannosyl-oligosaccharide 1,2-alpha-mannosidase activity; calcium ion binding. Gene Ontology annotation, biological process: N-glycan processing; carbohydrate metabolic process. Gene Ontology annotation, cellular component: extracellular exosome; Golgi membrane; endoplasmic reticulum.